AUGUACUACUAUCCUUGCUAUACAUUCGUUUUUCUUACUACUACCACUUUAUGAUCACAAUCAUGAAAGAUCAAGAAGCACAAAUCAACCUUGAAAAUCUAGCCCAUCAUCAUGACUUAUCUACCUCAUUUUCAUCCCCUAAUAGCUUAAAUUCUCCUUCAACAACUACCUCUUCUUCCUCCUCCUUUAGUGAGAGUAACACAAUCUCGUUGAAUGACUCUGGUUUCGGGACUCAAGUAUGGAGUUGCCAGGUGAACCAUUCGGUUCACGAGAUCCCAAUAGAGUACGAAUCAAAGAAAAGAUCAAAGAAAGUUCAAGAACUCGCCUGCAAUGGAAAUGACGACAAUAUUGGAAACAUUGAGAACAAGAGGAGGAAAAAAGAGGACGAUGAAAAGCAUCCAACCUAUAGAGGAGUUCGUAAGAGGAACUGGGGAAAAUGGGUGUCCGAAAUUCGAGAGCCAAGGAAGAAAUCAAGAAUAUGGCUAGGAACUUAUUCGACAGCUGAAAUGGCUGCUCGAGCUCAUGAUGUGGCAGCUUUAGCCAUUAAAGGUCACUCGGCUUACCUUAAUUUCCCUUAUUUAGCCGAUCAACUUCCCCGUCCAGCUUCUACUUCCCCUAAGGACAUUCAAAUCGCGGCUGCAAAAGCCGCUGCCACCACAUUUCCCGACGAAAGGUGCAGUGGAAAUGAAGCAGAGUCGAGCCAAAUCGAGGUUCAUAGUUCAUCUUCGUCUACGGAUUUAUCCUCAGAGAAUAACCAAGAAUCAAUAAAUUCUCCAUCAACCGAUAAAGAUGAUACAUUUUUCAAUCUACCAGAUCUUUCCAUCAAUAAAGUGGAUCAAAUUGAUAGUUAUUGUUAUCCAAUUUCGACAUGGCAGCUUGUUGGAGGGGAUGGUGGAUUCUGGCUGGAGGAGCCAUUUUUAUGGCAGAGCUACUAGUAGAACAGUAAACUUUUGUGAAACAAAACAUUGCUUAAAAGACCAACCACAUCAUGUGAGGUCUCAACAUCAUAGGAAAGCAAAAUUUUGUAAACUCGUGUCCAUAUUACCGUUAAUGUGAGUAUUUUUUUUUUUUUUCAUUCCUUGUUUAUGCUAAACCAAACAGCAACAACAAUUAGAGAGGAAAUGCCUCAUGCAGGAUGCCAAGAUAUCGAACUCCACCUGUGUGAAUAAUUUUUUUUUUUUUUUUUUGUGGGAAAGAAGAUU
This is a messenger RNA of Lycium ferocissimum, 1202 nucleotides long. Its product is annotated as ethylene-responsive transcription factor ERF038-like. Gene Ontology annotation, molecular function: DNA-binding transcription factor activity; DNA binding. The record is from RefSeq and is a predicted model, not a curated record. Gene Ontology annotation, biological process: regulation of DNA-templated transcription. The transcript has a single exon. Bases 51 to 935 code for a protein of 294 amino acids. Lineage: Eukaryota; Viridiplantae; Streptophyta; Magnoliopsida; Solanales; Solanaceae.